This is a messenger RNA of Fukomys damarensis (Damara mole-rat), 913 nucleotides long. RefSeq names its product mal, T cell differentiation protein like (gene Mall). The record is from RefSeq and is a predicted model, not a curated record. Gene Ontology annotation, biological process: myelination. The transcript is spliced from 4 exons. Lineage: Eukaryota; Metazoa; Chordata; Mammalia; Rodentia; Bathyergidae. The coding region runs from base 407 to 868 and encodes 153 amino acids. Gene Ontology annotation, molecular function: structural constituent of myelin sheath. Gene Ontology annotation, cellular component: membrane.
GAGGAGAGGAAGCAGGCCAGAGAAGCAGACGCGUCUUUAGGGACCAGGCUGUGACCUUGACUUGACCUCACUCAUUCUCAGUCUCCUUAUUUGAAUAAGGACCGAAGUGCCAUGGCGGGGCGGCGGGGGGGUUCUUAGAUGAGGAGGCUCACAGUAGAUCUUUAAAAGCCGUCUUUAGUAAGACAGCCUCCACUCACACUCGGCACAGGGAUGGGGCGAAGGGCGCUGGCGUCCCAGGGAGCGAUGCCCGCCAAGCUUGAAGGUCCUUGGGGGACAGUUCUGAGAGACUCCGCUGCCUCCAGACGCGCGCUCCGCAGGUGGAGGCCCGCCGCUGUCCCCUCCCCGCUGGGUGUGUCCCCGGGCAGGUGCUAUUUGAAGGCGCCCGGAGCAGCGAGCAGGGGACAGCAUGGCCGCCCGCGACCCGCCGCCUGCCACCAGCUACGCGCCGCCGGACGUGCCCUCGGGGGUCGGCGUGCUCCUCACCAUCCCCUUCGCUUUCUUCGUGCCUGAGCUGGUAUUCGGGUUCUGGGUCUGGGUCCUGGUAGCUGCCACGCAGGUAGCAACCCCGUUGCUGCAGGGAUGGGUGAUGUACGUCUCCCUGACCUCCUUCCUCAUCUCACUGAUGUUCUUUUUGUCUUAUUUGCUUGGAUUUUACAAAAGAUUUGAGUCCUGGAGAGUGCUGGACAGCCUGUACCACGGGACCACAGGCAUCCUGUACAUGAGUGCCGCCGUCCUGCAAGCUCACGAAACCAUCAUGUCUGAGUCUGCGAACCUGAAAAACUACUACAUCAACACCGCAGCCACAUUCUUUGCCUUCAUCACCACCCUGCUCUACAUUCUGCACGCCUUCAGCAUCUACUACCACUGAAGCUUCCUGCCGCACCCAGUGAGAAACGCUCCUCGAAAGCCCGGG